Messenger RNA from Erigeron canadensis, 1817 nucleotides. RefSeq names its product probable pectinesterase/pectinesterase inhibitor 41. Gene Ontology annotation, molecular function: pectinesterase inhibitor activity; pectinesterase activity. The transcript is spliced from 2 exons. Gene Ontology annotation, biological process: cell wall modification. NCBI's taxonomy places the organism in Eukaryota, Viridiplantae, Streptophyta, Magnoliopsida, Asterales, Asteraceae. Bases 100 to 1755 code for a protein of 551 amino acids. The record is from RefSeq and is a predicted model, not a curated record.
CAUCACCCAUCCUUCCUUUAAUAUCACAAUCAAAUAAUUCUUUAUACAUACAUACACAUGCAUGUAUUGAUUUUUUAAGUUCUACUAUUACAAAAAAAAAUGUCUAAUUUAUUCUUACUAACCUUUAUCACAAUCUUCCUUUCUUACACCACCUUAUUAGCCUUAUCGCAACCAUCAUCCGCCUCGACCAUAUGUCAAUACACACGAUACCCGUCGUUUUGUCGAUCGUCUCUGCCGAUCAACAACUCGACGGCCAAUGUAUAUGACUACGGACGUUUUUCUGUCCGUAAGUCCAUAUCUGCGGCCAAUAAAUUUGCUAACUUAAUCGAUAAAUACCUUUCUCGUUCCUCUAUCUUAACCCCGGGCGCUAUUAGCGCCCUACAAGAUUGUCGAUAUCUGGCUGGUGUCAAUAUCGACUUUCUUACAAACGCUUUUCAAACCGUAGACAAAACCCAAACCGCGAUUUCCACAAUGAAAUCGGAAGAUAUCCAAACAAUGCUUAGUGCCAUUUUGACCAACACUCAAACAUGUAUAGAUGGGAUCCAAGCAACGGCUUCUUCAUGGAGCUCGAAAAACGGGUUUUUAGCACCUCUUACUAAUGAUAACAAGUUGUAUAGUGUUUCAUUAUCCUUGUUUAACAAAGGUUGGGGUGUUAAGAACAAGAAAAAAAGGUCACUAACUUCACAUAAAAAACAUUUAGGCUUCAAAAACGGACGGUUGCCGUUAAAAAUGUCCGAAAAAACGAAAGCGAUUUUCGAGACAAUGGGACGACGAAAGCUUCUUCAAACGGAUGAUGGAGGUGAUCAAGUUGUUGUCAGUGAUAUUGUGGUGGUUAGUCAAGAUGGUUUGGGCAAUUUUACUACUAUUACUGAUGCGGUAAAUUUUGCUCCAAAUAAAUCUGAAGCUGCUGAUGGCUAUUUUAUGAUUUAUGUUACCGCGGGUAUUUAUGAAGAGUAUGUCAAUAUUCCUAAGAAUAAAUAUUAUCUUAUGAUAAUCGGAGAUGGGAUUAAUCAAACCGUUAUUACUGGAAAUCGUAAUGUUGUUGAUGGCUCCACCACUUUCAACUCGGCUACAUUUAUCGUGACAGCGCCUAAUUUUGUAGCAGUCAACAUAACGAUCCGUAACACAGCGGGAGCAAUAAAGCACCAAGCCGUGGCACUACGAAACGGGGCCGACUUAUCAACAUUUUAUAGUUGUAGUUUUGAAGGGUACCAAGAUACGUUAUACACACAUUCUCUUAGACAAUUCUAUAGAGAAUGUGACAUAUACGGUACAGUUGAUUUCAUAUUUGGAAACGCAGCUGUUGUUUUUCAAAAUUGUAACUUGUACCCACGGUUACCAAUGUCGGGUCAGUUCAAUGCCAUUACAGCACAAGGCAGAACUGACCCAGGCCAGAAUACUGGCACUAUAAUACAAAAUUGUAAUAUUCGGGCCGCGGAAGACUUGGGGUCAACCAAGACUUAUUUAGGGAGGCCGUGGAAAGAGUAUUCAAGGACGGUUUACAUGAAAACGUACAUGGAUACGUUGAUUGAUGGAGCAGGAUGGCGCGAAUGGUCUGGUGAUUUUGCGUUGAAUACGUCGUAUUAUGCCGAGUUUGAUAACUUGGGUCCGGGGUCGGAUACUAGUAGGCGAGUGACAUGGCCGGGAUUUCAUGUUAUUAAUGCUACGGAUGCGGUUAAUUUUACGACUUCUAGUUUUGUGAUGGGUGAUGAGUUUUUACCUCAAACGGGGGUGCCUUAUAUGGGUGGCUUGUGAGUGUUUGUACAAAUGUACAUGAUUUGCGACACUGUAUAAUUCAUCUCUUAAUUGAUUUGUUA